AUGGGAGAAGGAAACAUGAUACGAACCGUUAAUUUGACGUACCUGGUAGUAGAAGCAAGAUCCGUCCACAACGUCAUACUUGGGAGGCCAGGCAUGUGCGCUUUCGGUAUCAUCAGUUCUACCAUCCAUGGCUCAUUAAAAUUCCCCACCAAAGCAGGGAUAGCAACUUUGCACUCUGAAUCAACAAUCUGCGUAGCAGAAAUACGGCAAAGUAACGGUAAUGAUCAACCUCCGAACCUCCUUACGGAAGACUGGGCUAUACACCCGCAUUUUCCGAAGCAAAAAAUUGCAGUCGGGGCCCAACUCCCUGAACGAACCAAAAAGAAACUAUGGAAGCUUUUGUCUAAUUCACUCGACGUAUUUGCAUGGCAAACCUCUGACAUGGUUGGAGUUCCCCGAUGUUUGGCCGAGCACAAACUGAAAGUGUCGCAUUCAGUAAAGCCAGUGGCUCAAAGAAAAAGAAACAUGGCUCCAGCCCGUAACAAAGCCAUCUCCAAGGACGUACGAAAGUUACUAAAUGCCGGAAUUAUCAGGGAAGUACGGUACCAAACAUGGGUCUCCAAUCCGGUAAUGGUAACAAAGAAAGACAAAACCUGGAGGAUGUGCGUUGAUUUUUCCCAUCUGAACAAUGCUUGUCCGAAGGAUUGCUAUCCGUUGCCGGAGAUCGAUUUGAAGAUUGAUUCUCUUUCCAGUUUCCGUCUUAAAUGCUUCCUAGACGCAUAUAAAGGUUACCACCAAAUUCAGAUGGCUUUGGAAGACGAAGACAAGACUGCGUUCGUAACAAACAAGGGCCUCUUCUGUUAUACCAAAAUGCCAUUCGGAUUGAAGAACGCUGGAGCUACGUACCAAAGGUUAAUGGAUAAAGCGUUCAAAGACCAGAUCGGAAGAAAUCUAGAAAUUUAUGUGGACGACCUGGUCAUAAAAAGUCAGGCCGAAGACAGCAUGAUCGAUGACAUACUCGAAACCUUCACCAGGCUUCGGAGUAUCAAUCUUAAACUAAAUCCCAAAAAAUGUUCGUUCGGAUUAGAAGAAGGAAAAUUUCUCGGCGUAUGGAUAACACAGUCCGGAGUACGGGCACACCCAGAUAAAAUCAAGGCGGUGAUCUCUAUGCAGCCUCCUAAAACGGUUAAAGAAAUUCAAUCAUUAAACGGUAAACUGGUAGCUCUCCAUCGCUUUGUCUCAAAAGCGGCCGAUCGCACUAUUCCAUUCAUGAAUGUGUUGAAAAAACGAACAGGAAAAGGUCAGAUAGAAUGGACACCGGAAGCCGAUUCGGCAUUUCAAGAGUUGAAAGUUUGUCUUGGGUCUUUACCCACCCUAACCGCUCCAGUUACCGGAGAAACUGUCACGGUUUAUCUCUCCGCCUCUCAUUUCGCUAUAAGUGCAGUACUUGUGGUACACCGGAACCUGGCACAAAUUCCAGUCUACUACGUAAGCCGCAUCCUGAAAGAUUACGAAACUCGGUACCCGAUGAUAGAGAAAUUGGCACUCGCAUUGGUACAUGCUGCCAGGCGCCUCCGAAGGUAUUUUCAGGCUUUCAAUAUAGAAGUACAAACCGAUCUCCAGAUCCAACAAAUUCUUAGAAAGCCGGAGGUUUCCGGGCGUCUAACCAAGUGGGCGAUUGAACUCAGCGCUUUCGAUAUCACCUACCGAACUAGGGGUCCGGUGAAAGGCCAGGCUGUGGCCGAUUUCCUCACGGAGAUACCAACCGGAGAAAGCACCAAAGAAAAGUCCGUCCUACCAAGGGUAUGGAACUUAUAUACAGACGGAGCCUCUAGUAAAGAAGGGUCAGGAGCCGGGUUGAUCCUGAUAGAUCCAGAAGGAAUAGAAUACACUUAUGCUCUACGUUUCGAGUUUAAAACUUCGAACAAUGAAGCAGAGUAUGAGGCCCUCCUUGCAGGACUCCAUACCGCAGCUAAAGCCGGUGCGACCUCCGUAUUAGCACAUGUUGAUUCACUACUAGUCGCUAAUCAGGUUAGCGGAGAAUAUGAAGCGCGGGAGGAAAACAUGAUCCGGUAUCUAAGCCAAGUUAUCAGUUUGAUCUCUUCAUUCGAAUCUUGCAAGAUUGUUCAUAUACCGCGGAGCAAGAACAAAAAGGCGGAUGCUUUAAGUAAACUUGCCUCCGUAGCAUUCUGCCACUUGUCUAAAGAGGUGCUAGUUGAAACUCUACAAGCUCCGGCCAUCCUUCAGACAGAGUCCGUAAUGUCAGUCUCCGUGCAGGAAAGGUCUUGGAUGACUCCGAUCUUGGAGUAUUUGAAAGAUGGCAUACUACCGAAAGAAAAAGCUCCGGCCCGAAAGUUAAGGGUGAAGGCGUUGCAGUAUCAAGUCCAUGAUGGGCAACUUUACCGAAAAACCUUCCUGGGUCCACUCCUAAAAUGCUUAACUCCGGAAGAAGCCAGUUAUGUCAUUAGAGAAAUCCACUGGGGAAUAUGCGGCAUCCACUCCGGACCUAGAAUGGUCAUUGCCAAGGCUAUGAAUGCCGGAUAUUUUUGGCCGGGCAUGCAUCAAAGCGCCGUUAACGAGUUACAAGCAUGUGAAGAUUGUCAACGGCAUGCGCCUAUUAGCCAUCGAGCCAAAAACAACCUCGUCCCUGUAACUUUUGCAUGGCCUUUUCAGAAAUGGGGGAUUGACAUUGUCGGUCCUUUCCUUGCUUCCACCGGAGGGGUAAGGUUCCUAUUGGUCGCCAUCGAUUACUUCACUAAGUGGAUCGAAGCUAAACCCCUCCGGACCAUCAUAGGGGAUCAAGUACUGAGGUUUGUUUGGGAAAACACAGUGUGCAGAUACGAAAUGCCACUUUGUAUAGUAAGUGACAAUGGGAAGCAGUUCGCGGAAAAACCAUUCAAGACAUGGUGCCAAAAAAUGCACAUUGAGCAGAACUUUGCUUCGGUUUCUCAUCCCCAGGCCAAUGGGCAAGUAGAAAGAGCCAACCGCAGCAUUGUGGAAGGCAUUAAAAAGCGCCUGUGGGCUCACCGGACGAUGCCGAAGACGAGCAAUAAGGAAACUCCCUUCAGCUUAACGUACGGUACCGAAGCAGUCAUUCCCGCUGAAGUAGGGAUACCCACACUUCGCAUGCAACAGAGCCAAGAAGAGAAUGAACAAGAACUCCGCCUAAAUCUUGAUCUGGCCGAGGAGAGGAGAGAACUUGCGGCCAUCCGGGAAGCAAAGUACAAAAAAGAGUUGGAGAAACACUACAACUGUAAAGUAAAGGAGGUCCGGUUUAAGGUCGGAGACUAUGUCAUGCAGAGCAAUGAAGCAAGUUUGGUCAGAGGUACCAGAAAAAUGGCUCCAAAGUGGGAGGGACCCUACCUGAUCAACACUGCAGGAAAGAACGGUGCUUAUACGCUCAAGAAGAUGGACGGGACCCUCGUCCCUCGUACAUGGAAUGGAACGCACCUAAAGAAGUGUUUUCUCUGA
Messenger RNA from Helianthus annuus (common sunflower), 3411 nucleotides. RefSeq lists its product as uncharacterized. Gene Ontology annotation, biological process: DNA integration. Gene Ontology annotation, molecular function: RNA-DNA hybrid ribonuclease activity; nucleic acid binding. Bases 1 to 3411 code for a protein of 1136 amino acids. The transcript has a single exon. Lineage: Eukaryota; Viridiplantae; Streptophyta; Magnoliopsida; Asterales; Asteraceae. The record is from RefSeq and is a predicted model, not a curated record.